Molecule: messenger RNA, 1932 nt
Organism: Xiphophorus maculatus (southern platyfish)
Lineage: Eukaryota; Metazoa; Chordata; Actinopteri; Cyprinodontiformes; Poeciliidae
Gene: jpt2
Product: Jupiter microtubule associated homolog 2
Exons: 5
Coding region: 106-804 (232 amino acids)
Cellular component (GO): nucleus
Source: RefSeq, a predicted model, not a curated record
UUUUGUUGGCUGCAGUGCAGACAGGGGGCGAAGUUAUUAGUCGUCUAGGUGGCAAACUGAAGAAGUUUCCUUCUAAAAUUUUGACGUAGUUCAAACAAAACCACUAUGACUUCGACGAACAUGUUCCAAGGGUUGGGUUCUGGUGAAAAACCAAGUUCCAGGGUGCUGCAGCCUCCUGGUGGCGGCUCCAGUAACCUUUUUGGUGGCUACGAAGAGGAUAGCGCUCCAUCAAGACGGUCUAAUAAGAUGGCCUCUAAAGUUUUUGCCUCACCAGAGGAGCCCCAAAAUGUAUCAAGACGCUCCAAUCCGCCAGGUGGGAAGAGCAGUGGGAUAUUCGGGGAACCCGAAGCACCAUCUCGGCCACAGAGGCCAGUACCUCCAGGUGGAGCCUCCAGCAACAUAUUUGGGUCUGCAGAAAGCACACCUUUUGUAAGCUCCAGCCGAAGCCACCCAAACAAGCCAAAGGACAAUCUAAGUGUGGGACCUGAGCCUAAAUCACCAGCACCUGAAGCCAAAGUGAGCCAGCCAGCAGUGAAAGAGGAAGUCGCCAGCCCUGCACCUGUGCCUGCUCCUGCUCCAGCUCCUGCUCCUGCUCCAGCUCCAGCUCCAGCUCCAGCUCCAGCUCCAGCUCCAGCUAAGGAAGAGCCUCCAGCCGUCUCAGCCAGUCCGGAUCCAAAACCUGCCGCAGCUGCUCCUGAUGAGACAAUGCCGAAGAACCACGAGCCUCAUCUGGGGCCUAAGCCUCGCUCUCACAACAGGGUCCUCAAUCCCCCCGGAGGAAAGUCCAGCGUGGUUUUCUACUGAUGAUCACACACACAUCGCUUCUCCCAGUUUGUUCAUCGUCUGCUUCCCUGUUGAUUCUCUCAUUCCUGUUCUGCACCUUCAGUGGUUAAUUCAUCUGUACAGCACACAAGCUGCCUGUAGAUCUUUUGGUGGUGUUGUCCACAUCAGAUUUCUGAUUUCUAGUUGUUUUUCAACUUGUUUUUGCACUUUUCUCUCUUUGUCUCAGUCCUGUCCUUUUGACUCUUCACCCCUCCUCUUCCUCCUCACUGAAUCCUGCAAUGAUACAAUCACACACAAGUCAAUCAGCUAGCUAGGUAUGUCCCAAUCGAUAUGACUGUAACAGUGCUCAAAUUCAGUUGUGCGGUUAUUCUUGUUUGAUUUUUGAGGAUAUGUAGAUUGGAUAAAAACAAAUUUUCCAAAUUAAAUGGAGACAAUUUUUAUUUUUAACCUCAAUGGACCUGAAUUUAUAUUGUGGAGCUGAUACUUAUUAAUAAACCUAAUAUGUAGCCUUUCAGUUAGAAGAGAGAUAUAGAUUUUUUUUUUCACACCAAAGUUUUUGUGCAAAAUGUUUCAAGAAAUUUAGCGUGCUUUCAAUAUUUUUGACCUGUCAGAUCCUUACGGUUUUUAUCAUUUAAAUGUGUAAUUAGAUACCUUAUUAGCUUAGUAUUUGUCAUCUUGUUUUAAUUUACUAUUGCCUAACAUGUAGACAAAACUGACAUUAAAAAUACGAUCUGUAUGGGUGCCAAAAAAACCACAAUCAAACAAAUAUGAAUCCUAAGAUUGACUUUUAAAUGUUUCCUCAAAGUAAGUUUCAUUUUGAUUGUAUGUGAAUGUAUUGUGCGGGUACUUCUCUGCUCUGUCCUCGUUGCUUGCAUUAUCUGAGAACAUGCCUUUCUUUUGCUUGGGGGUCAGCCUCUGUUUAUGUUUUAAAUUAAAACGGCUGAAGACGUGUGAACUCUAAACAAGCUCGCAGCCCCCCUGAGUGCAGGUGGGCUCCUCUGGUCGCCUUUUUCAUCCACAUCAUUAAGCACAGACGAGUUAUUCCGAUGCCAGCCUGUCCCCUCUCUGUUCGAUGUGCCUGGCAGCAAAUGAGUGCAGCAGAAGAAAGGAGUCCUGUGUAUUGAAAUAAAACUUUUGUUUUGCAUUUGA